GGCAUGUGGGGCUACACACGAAAAAGACGCUAAGGUAUGGUUGGGUCGAGAAGCUGCCAAAAGGGGAAAUGUAGAUUACUUUUAUGCAGGGUCUAUCCUGCGAUCUGGUACCUCUCGGACCCACACACACAGCCUUUAUGUGAUUGGCGAUUCAGGGAGCGUUGAUUUCAAAUAUUCAUUUCAUUCAAUAAUUUUAAUUCUUGUAACCAUCUUGAUCGAUGUAGAAGGAAUUCUUGGAAGCAUCUUGAUCGAGGUAGAAGGAACGAUUAUAGGAAGGAUAUGGGAUUCCUCCGAGUAUUACAGCAAAUAUCUACAAAUUCAUUCGCACAAUGCCGCCUAGAGCGGUAGUAUCGCCACCGCGACGGAUCACCCGGUCCUCGCUUGCGCGUUUCCGGCACGGCGACAACAACAGCUCUAGUAGCAAAGAGAACUCGACUCCUCCUCCCUAUACUGCUGCUGCUGCUGCUGCCGCCGUAGAUAUCGAAGACGUGAUCCCAAGCAGCACACGAAAGCGAAAGCGAACCGUCACCCUCGUCAAAAAAGAAGAAGAAGAAAAGCUGCUCGUCGACUUAAAGGAGAAUGUCACAUCCACGAGCACCCAGAAACCCCGACGAGAGCGAAAACCCGCCCGGAAAGCCAUCGACGCCGCCACAGGCGAGACCAAAGUAACCGCCCCCUCCGACUGGGAGCAGAUGUACGACGCCGUGAAAGCGAUGCGCCUCGACGGCGGGCCCGCCUCCAACGCCGCCGUCGACACAAUGGGGUGCGAGCGCCUCGCCGACCCCACCGCCACCCCGCGCGAUCGCCGCUACCAGACGCUCGUCGCGCUCAUGCUCUCCUCGCAGACCAAAGACACCACCAACGCCGUCGUCAUGCGGCGUCUGCAGACCGAGCUCCCGCCCCACUGCCCCGGGGCCCCCGCCGGCCUCAACCUCGAGAACAUGCUCGCCGUGGACCCGGAAACGCUGAACCAGAUGAUCUGGGCCGUCGGGUUCCACAACAACAAGACGAAGUACCUGCAGCAGGCGGCGGCGAUCCUAAGAGAUCAGUGGGACGGCGACAUCCCCGACACGAUCGCGGGGCUUGUGGCGCUUCCCGGCGUGGGGCCCAAGAUGGCGCACCUGUGCAUGUCGGUCGCGUGGAACCGGACGGAGGGGAUCGGCGUCGACGUGCAUGUUCACCGCAUCACGAACCUCUGGGGCUGGCACGCGACCAAGGGUCCCGAGGAGACGCGCCUCGCGCUGCAGAGCUGGCUGCCCCGCGACCGCUGGCGCGAGAUCAACUGGCUGCUUGUGGGCUUUGGGCAGACUGUCUGUCUUCCCGUGGGGCGGAGGUGCGGCGAUUGUGAGUUAGGCUUGCGGGGGCUGUGCAGGGCGGCGGAGCGGAAGAAGGUGCUGGAGGGGCGGAAGGUGUGGGGUGCGAUGGCUACUACUACUACUACUACUACUACCGCCACUGCGGUUAAGGUACCCGGGAAGACCGAUGAAGAUGAUGAUGAUGAUAAGGCGCUAGUAAAAGUCAAAGUCAAAGAAGAAGAGCAUGUGGAGGAGAUGGAAAAGAUUGAAAGGGACGUGGUUGUGAACAAGAGCAUAAAGAAAGAGGAGGAUGAGGAAGAGGAGAAGAAGGAGCCCGGGACUGCGGAUACGCUCGAUGUCGAUGAUGAAGAAAGGCCGGAGAGUGCUCCGGGACAAAGAGAGGUACCGGCUAAGAAACCGCGGAGGUCGUCAAAGAGGGGGGUAUGAGCAGUGAGCACGUGGGGAGGACAAAGGAAGGGCUAAUUUAUGGGUUUAAAGAUGGGUUAGGUUGGUAGAUAAUACUUAAUGCACGUAUCGAGAUUCAUUUAAUCACGUAAUAAUAGAGAGACGAGAGCAUUAGGUUGAUUUGCUUAAA
This is a messenger RNA of Hypoxylon fragiforme, 1890 nucleotides long. Its product is annotated as DNA glycosylase. The record is from RefSeq and is a predicted model, not a curated record. Gene Ontology annotation, biological process: base-excision repair, AP site formation; base-excision repair; nucleotide-excision repair. Gene Ontology annotation, molecular function: DNA binding; oxidized pyrimidine nucleobase lesion DNA N-glycosylase activity; DNA-(apurinic or apyrimidinic site) endonuclease activity. Bases 330 to 1742 code for a protein of 470 amino acids. NCBI's taxonomy places the organism in Eukaryota, Fungi, Ascomycota, Sordariomycetes, Xylariales, Hypoxylaceae. The transcript has a single exon. Gene Ontology annotation, cellular component: nucleus.